Molecule: messenger RNA, 7448 nt
Organism: Solea solea (common sole)
Lineage: Eukaryota; Metazoa; Chordata; Actinopteri; Pleuronectiformes; Soleidae
Product: membrane-associated guanylate kinase, WW and PDZ domain-containing protein 2-like
Exons: 22
Coding region: 333-4916 (1527 amino acids)
Biological process (GO): receptor clustering; signal transduction
Cellular component (GO): dendrite; cytoplasm
Molecular function (GO): signaling receptor complex adaptor activity; type II activin receptor binding; SMAD binding
Source: RefSeq, a predicted model, not a curated record
CCUUAAACGCCGAACCAGAACCAUUCAUCUCUCCCCUCCUUCAGGCUUCACAUCCGGGUCAUCCGCCAGUAUCUGUCUCCUGCGUCUGGUCUGUCUGUGUGUCUGACAGAGGAAGAAUUAUUUCUGCCGCCGCCGCCGCCGAGCUCUACUGCAGCCCUCCGUCCGACUGCGCGGCUCGCCGAGCGGACACUGCGCCUGGCGUGCACCGCUGACGAUGGAGCCACGGGUGCCGUGAAGCCGCUGCAGCCGCUCGCAACGAAAGGCAGAGAUGAGACGGUAGGACCGGAGGCUGUUGUAUGGGCUAGCCCGCGGAGAUCUCACUCGCCCUAACCAUGUCUAAGAGCCUCAAGAAGAAGAACCACUGGACCAACAAAGUCCACGAAGCCGUGAUAACGCGUGGGAAGGAUGGGGAGCUGGGGUUCGAGCUGAAAGGAGGCGCGGAGAACGGCCAGUUCCCCUACUUCGGCGAGGUGAAGCAGGGGAAGGGACUGAUCCAGAGCGGCAAACUGGCCCAGGACGAGCUGCUGCUGGAGGUCAACGACAUGCCAGUGGCUGGACUCACCACCCGGGACGUGCUGGCCGUGAUUAAACACUGCAAAGACCCGGUCCGCUUCAAAUGUGUCAAACAAGGGGGAGUGGUUGACAAGGAUUUGCGGCACUACCUCAACCUGCGCUUCUCCAAGGGCUCUGUGGACCACGACCAUCAGCAGAUCAUCCGAGAUAACCUCUAUCUCCGCACCGUUCCCUGUACCACCAGGCAGCCUAAGGAGGGGGAGGUGCCGGGGGUGGACUACAACUUUGUGAGUGUGGAGCGUUUUAUGGAACUAGAGCAAAGUGGAGCCCUGCUAGAGAGUGGAACAUAUGAAGAUAACUUUUACGGCACACCAAAACCUCCAGCAGAGCCGUCCCCCGCAGCCCCUCCUCUGAAUGUGAGUGAGGCCCUCCUGCCUGGAGCCCGGCCCAGCGCCCAGGGCAAGAGGAAGAGGAACCAGUCAGUCAGCAACAUGGAGCAGCGCGCCAGCCUAGAGCCGCCCGAGGAGGAGGAAGAGGAGAGUCCGGUUGUCAAUGGCAAUGGCGUUGCCAUCACACCAGAGUCCAGUGAACACGAGGACAAGAGCACAGAUGCCUCUGGGGAGAUUGCUGUUGAGGUGUCCAGCCAGGCCCCAGCCUCCAUGGAGCCCCCUACUGAAGGAGAAGAAGCCCCACAUUCUCCCCCUAAAUCUCCCAUCAAGGUCCCAGAUGUAGAUGAGGAAGAGCUCGGCCCUCUGCCAGACAACUGGGAGAUGGCCUACACCGAGAAGGGGGAGGUCUACUUCAUCGAUCACAACACCAAAACAACAUCGUGGCUGGAUCCUCGGCUCGCAAAGAAAGCAAAGCCACCCGAAGAAUGCAGCGAAGACGAGCUGCCCUAUGGCUGGGAGAAGAUAGACGACCCCAUCUACGGCAGCUACUACGUAGAUCACAUCAACCGAAGGACUCAGUUUGAGAACCCAGUCAUCGAGGCCAAGAGACGCCUGGAGCAGCAGCAGCAGAUUCAGAGUCAGGGUCUGUCUGCUCUACCAUUGCCCACCAUAUACAGAGAGAAGCCAUUAUUUACGAGGGACCCGACCCAGCUGAAGGGCACCUUCCUGUCCACAGGCCUGCAGAAAAGCAACAUGGGCUUUGGCUUCACGAUCAUAGGAGGUGACGAACCUGACGAGUUCCUGCAAGUGAAGAGCGUAAUACCAGACGGACCCGCCGCUCAGGACGCAAAGAUGGACACAGGUGACGUCAUCGUCUACAUUAACGACAUCUGCGUGCUCGGCACCACACACGCUGACGUGGUCAAACUGUUUCAGUCCGUACCCAUCGGUCAGAGCGUGACCCUCGUGCUCUGUCGAGGAUAUCCUUUGCCUUUUGACCCCGAGGACCAAAGUGGAGCGGCGAGUACCUCUCUGACACCGAUUGGCCUGGAGCACCGCCCCCUGGUGGUGAACGGCCGUGGCAGUUACGACCCAUACCUGGAGUACCUGUCGCUGAGCUCUCAGCUGCCUCCUCAGGCUCUGGCCCAGUCUGGAGGGCAUCACCCCGGUGACACGCACCUCGACGGCUCGUCCCUGCCGCCAACCACGCCCGGGUCGGCCUCAGCGCUCACGCCUCACGAUGACGUUUCCAUGGGCUCCACGGGAAAUGCAGGGGUUCCUGGGGCAACAGCACAAGGGGCGGAGCUGCUGACUGUUACCAUGGUGAAAGGGGUGGAGGGAUUUGGCUUCACCAUUGCCGACAGUCCGACUGGUCAGCGUGUUAAACAGGUGUUGGAUCCAGGCUCACAGGGAGCUGCGUCAGGGUUGAUAGAAGGCGACCUGAUCCUGGAGGUGAACCAGCAGCCGGUGGCUGCAGCUGGACAUGGACGAGUGGUGGAGAUGCUGAAGGAGUGUCCUGUGGGAGCUGAGGCAACACUGGUUAUACAGAGAGGAACAGGCCACAUCUCUCCAUGGAAAGCCUCCAAACAGUUGACUGACCAGUGGGACCCACACGGCAGCCCCCAGGCAAACCUGUCUGGCGCAGUCUUGCCGCCGGGCACGCCCUUUCCAAACCAGCCACAGCACCGCACCUCCGUGCCCGACUCAACUGAGGGCUUCGACCUCAACAAACCUGAUCCUUACGACCUUUAUGAGAAGUCAAGGGCAAUCUACGAAAGCAGACGUCCCGAGUAUGAAGAGGUGGAAGUGCACCUGCUGAGGGAGAAGACUGGGUUCGGCUUUCGCAUCCUGGGCGGAGACGAGGCCGUGCAGGCUGUGAGUCCGGACGCCCGUGACAAGAUCGUGAUUGGGGCCAUAAUAGAGAACACACCCGCUGAGCGCGACGGGCGGCUUCGACCUGGGGACGAGCUCAUUUCUGUGGACAAAAACGUGGUUGCUGGGAAACCACACAAAUACGUAAUAGACUUGAUGCAUGCAGCCGCUCGCAACGGACAAGUCAGCCUGACUGUGAGGAGGAGAGUGCAAAUGCCUGGUGAACCGUGUCCAGUGAACGGCCGCAGUCCAGGCUCAGUGUCGACACAGCACAGCUCCCCACGCAGCGACGCGGCCUCGGCGUCGGGACCUCCGGCGGCUGCUAUCCCCGCUGUCACCUCUCCUCCAGAGGCAUCCACGCUGCAAACCAGUGAUGUGGUUAUUCACCGCAAGGAGAAUGAGGGCUUCGGCUUCGUCAUCAUCAGCUCCCUGAACAGACCGGAGAAUGCCGCCGUCAUCACUGUGCCUCAUAAAAUUGGACGGAUCAUCGAGGGCAGCCCAGCAGACCGAUGUGGGAAGCUGAAGGUGGGCGACCGUAUCCUGGCCGUGAACGGACAGUCCAUCAUCAGUAUGCCGCACGCAGACAUAGUCAAGCUCAUUAAAGAUGCAGGACUCACAGUCACGCUGCACAUUAUACCAGAGGAGGGUUCCCAUUCUGGACCCAGCUCAGAGAAGCAGAGCCCCUUGACCCAGAAACACAGCCCACAGACCCAGCCCAGUCCUGUAGCCCAGCCAGGCCAAGGAGGCAUCCAACCUGGCCAAGCAGCUCCUCAGCCGGUCCAAACAGCCACACAGCCAGGUCAAGCACCUGUCCAGCCCGGCCAGGCACUAGUUCAGACAAGUCAAACAGUGGCUGGGCCUCCUGCACCAGCAACCUCCCAUCCUGCAUCAGCUGUGAACCAGCAAAGCCCGGUGACCCAGCCCUCUGGCCUCCCUCCACAGCUGUACCUUCACGACGGCAGGUCAGAGGUAAAAGCCAGACAGGAUGUCAAACCUGACUUCCGUCACCCUACAUUCACUGAUUACAGGCAACCUCCAGUCGAUUAUCGCCACCCACCGGUUACCGAUUAUCGCCAGCCUCCCACUCUGGACUACAGACACCCACCCGGUCUGCUGGACUUCCGACAGCAUCCUGCAGCUGCACAGUUCCCACUGGGCAUCCCUGCUGACUUCAGACCACAGGACUUUGAUUACUUCACGGUGGAGCUGGAGAAAAGUGCGAAAGGUUUCGGCUUCAGUAUCCGCGGGGGCAGAGAGUACAAGAUGGACCUGUUUGUUUUGCGCCUCGCUGAGGACGGUCCUGCCAUAAGAAACGGGAGGAUGAGGGUGGGGGAUCAGAUCAUAGAGAUUAAUGGGGACAGCACUCGAGACAUGACUCAUGCCCGUGCCAUCGAAUUGAUCAAAGCGGGAGGCAGGAGGGUCAGGCUGCUGCUGAAGAGAGGCACAGGACAGGUGCCAGAAUAUGACUGUAUCGGCCCCUGGGAUUCCCUUUCUACAGCCCACUCUGCCCUGCAGGAAGUGACCCUCGAGCCCCACCCGAAUCCAUUGCUCUCAUCCCAUCCAGCCUCAGCCCCAGACUCCCCUCAUCAUCUCCCUCUAGAGGCCACAGUGUGCAUGGCAGACAAAGCUCCACAGCUGACAGACCAUGGCUCCAUUAGAGGGGCUACAGGUGGCAGGUCCACCCAGCAGAAGUGCAUCGUCAGGGGGCAGAUAGAGGUGGACUGUGGACCAGGCGACAGACAGCCUCGGGCUUUGCCUCCUAAAGCUUUCCUGGGAAGGUCAGCUGAAAGACGUGAGAGGCAAAAGGAGGCUUGCUCCCCCUGCUGUGAAAGAAAGGGGCUGCACACGCAGGUGAUGAGCACCGUGUGGCCGUGGGACACAUAUGUGAGUGUGAAUUCCAAUGGAGCCUCUUUGGCCAGCGGGGAUGGACAUGUCAGCCUCCAGGAGAGGCCGGUGUCCAGAGGUGUGUUCCCCAGAGAAGAUGAGAGGGCCAGUGGCCAUAGUGGGCUCUGCUGCCCCUCCAAAACUGUGGAGGAUCCUCCCGUGAGGAGCGCAGCUGCCUCCCCUGGGCCCUGGAAUGUCCCCGGCUCUGAAAAACUGCCUGGUACCCUGAGGUCCUGGACCUCCACAGUAAGCAGGUAGAACGGAUCUCGGUGUUUUGAACUGGAUCACACUGUCUGGCUCCUCAUUCAGUUCACCAUUGGAUGAAGAUCUCCCCUCCUCUCUCACUCCCUCCCUCCCUCUGUCUCUUUCUGUCCUGUUAUUGUUUUCCAUGUACUUCUGAAAUCAUGUUUUGUUCUUACAGUAUGAUUAUUACACCCACUACCUUAAAAACAGAGAAACUUUCACAGUUAUUGUAAGAUACAAUGUAAAACCUGACGGACACGACUCAGUGCAAAGGCAUUUUGGACCCUCGGCUGCAAGAGUCACAGAUGGAGCAGCAGUGUCUGAUUUUGAGUGGGGUUGCGCUUUUGAUGCACACUCUUAUCCACUCGAAUGGCUGUCAUUGGUUAGCGCAACAUAAACUCAGAUGGAAAAAGGCUCCUCAUGGCAGAGACACAUACGGUCAGAGAGCCAAGAGAUUUACUUGUGCUCCGUGCAGUCGAAUGAGCGAGACUACAAAUCUGUCGGCUGGAGGAAAGAAACGCUGAAAAUCCUGGAGGAUGAGGAGGACUGACCCGAGUGACAGCCUGGCUCGCCCGGCAUAUGCUACGAUCUCACACGCCUACCAAUAUAUCAUAUACUGUAAAUGUAAAGAUGCGAAAAAUAUGUACAUUUGGUAAUCUCAAAAACAUACCUGUCUGUUUUUUGUUUGUUUUUGUUUUUUGAGGCCUUGUUGUAGUUAAAACAUUGUAAAGAAAGGAUUAAAAAGAACACACACACAUACACACACAAGAGAGUAUUUUAGAAACACUAUUUCCACGGCCUCCUCUAUGACUACAUAUCAAAGACUGUGACAGUCACCAAACCCAGACUGCUGAGCGAGACAGUCGUCGUAUGCAUGGAUGUAAACCACCAUGUCAUUACACAGGGACUCACAUGUCUUCUCGGAGUAGAAUUUAGGGAGGACGUCCUCUGUGGAGAUGACCAGUUACAUGAGACAAAGAAGAUUUGUUUUGGAACUUUUGGGUGACUAACAACUGUUGCUUCGGUAAGAACUCAUAGUACCUUUUUGAGUUGUGUACACAGCGAGAUCACGAGUCAUCCACGCAGUCAUUGUGCAGAAUUAUACGCUGUGCUGUAUUCAUUUGACGCUCGACAGAAAAAUUGUGUCCAGUCUAUAUUUCCCAUUUCUAUGCCUUUUACUGUGCUAAUCGUACCACAUCACUGUGGGAGAUGGGUAUCGGUGUGGUGGGGGAAGAGGGGGGGCCGAGGGUUAUGAGGUGGGCCGGAGUGCCUUGCUCACACUAAUGCAGAGCUGUCUCUGUCGGGAUUUGUUUUGGGAACUGAAUGCAAAACAGAUAGUUAAUGACCAUGCACACAUAUCAGCAGCCUGUUGAGUUGUGGAGCCUGUUUUCUUCAGACUUAACAUGGAGCAGUAUGUACAGUAAUCUUGAUGCACUCUCAGCUUUAUAGCCUAUCAAAGUCUCUGACUGCCCUUGUCCUUGUAGUGUUAAAGAGGUGAUCCAAUGUAGCCUGUAGCAUUACAUCCUCUUCUUAGAGCGUGAUCUGGUAUCGAGUCGAGCUGAGAACGUUGUUGCAGACAGGGUUUGUUAUCUAAGUGGACCAUGGUUUCUGUCGUGUGUGUGUAAUUUCUGCUUUAUUUGUCUAUUCCACACAACUGCAGACAGUGGCAAAACUCGGAAUCUGAACCCAAAUUAUUUGGACAUCUGUGAAACAGUAAUGCAUUGUUGGGUCACAAAGUUUCGACUGUCGAGGCAUGCUGCUAUUACAGUAUGUCACUGUCCUCCUAUAUUCCUCCAUUUUGAAAUCAUUUGUUUUCUGUCAAGCUGUUUGCUUUCCUUUAAAAAAAAAAAGAGAAAAAAAAGAGUCACUAGAGAUUUUGAGUUACAAAAAUAACAAAUAAUCACAGUGCAUUGUUCAAAAUGUGACUGGUUGAAUGCAGCAUGAUGGCAGAGCCAAGCAGUAUUUGUAAACUGGUGUACACCUAUUGUCAAACUGCUUUUGUUGUGUCUGCAGACUGGGAUACAAAAAAGGAUCAUGUGGACUGAACUGGAUGGAUUCUGAGUGGCUUCUGGGUAAAAACAUGUGGUCUGGAUGUUUCUGAACUGACAGGAAAAGUUAAAUUUGAUGUUAUUAACAUGUCACCAGUCUGAAGAGGGUGAAAGAAAAUGUCAUCCAGCUCUUUGUCUCCACCCAGACCAUCCUCCUGCCUGCUCUGAGUGUUUUUGUAUACAGAAAUAAAAAAAAAGAAGAAGAUAAUAAUGCUUUAUCAAAACCUGUGAAGGGUGGCACGUUCAUACAGUAAAUCCCCAAUCAGAUCAAGUAUAACUGUGUAGUGUUAAUUGUGUACUAUUCACCCUGUACAGCUGUAUUCCUACAAAUAUGGUUUACUGUAUCAUUGAUACUGUAGUUUCAAAGACGUGAACAACUAUUUUUAUGAAAUGCGACAGUACUGAUAUAUUACAUUUUGCUAAAAAAAUAGAAAAAAACUUGUUUACUGAAAGAUAUUCUGAAAUACUGUCAAAUAAACUCUUGACAUGGUGUAAAAUA